UGCCAAUAUAUCAUUUAAAUAAUUUGUAUCUCCUUUAAUAAGGUAAUUCAAAUUAUUGUUGCUAUCAUAAGUAUAUGUGGACCAGACAGCUAUAAAAUCUAUUAACGAAUUCAUUUAUGAGAUGUGGUAAAAAUUGAAUGGUAUCUACAAUUGCUUGUUUAGCGGAUGUCAAAUUUUGAUGUAUGAUAAAACCCCCUCAACAUUGCAUUUUCUCACAAAUAUGUUUUUGAAGAAAAAGAUGAAAUCUCUACUUUACGUUACUGCCGGGGCUGCAACGGUUUUCGGAGGAAUUUGUCUAUACAAAGAAGACGGAGCGUUCUAUAGAAACAUAAUUAUGCCUAUCAUACAUCUUUUAGACGCGGAAACUGCUCAUAACUUAGGUAUUUUUGUAAGCGAGCAUCGCCUGCUACCGAAAACUAAGUAUAAAGACCCCGCGGUGUUGAGGGUGGAGGUUUUGGGAAAAGUAUUUCCAAAUCCAAUUGGGAUCGCUGCUGGAUUUGAUAAGGAUGGAAGAGCGAUCCCGGGUCUAAAGGACAUGGGAUUUGGGUUUGUGGAAAUAGGCUCAGUUACUCCGCAACCUCAGCCUGGCAACCCUAAGCCCAGGCUGUUUAGAUUAACAGAAGAUGGGGCUGUGAUUAACAGAUAUGGAUUUAACAGCGAGGGUCACAAUCAAGUAUUGCCGAGAAUUAAAUAUGCAAAAAACAAUGAGUCUGUCAUUGUGGGUGUAAAUUUGGGCAAAAAUAAGAUUUCAGUGGAUCCUGUUAAGGACUAUGUGGAAGGUGUUGAGAAAUUUGGUCCCAUAGCAGAUUAUUUGGUAAUAAAUAUCAGUAGUCCAAAUACACCAAACUUACGGUCUUUGCAAAGUAAAGAAAACCUGAAAAUGUUAUUACAACCAAUAAUAAGCUCCAGGGAUAAACUGGGGGUCACCAAAAAGCCACUGAUUUUUCUCAAACUAGCACCAGAUUUGUCUACUGAAGAAAGAAAAGAUAUCUCCGAGGUUUUGAAACAGAAAGACUGUAAAGUUGAUGGGUUAAUCAUUUCAAACACCACCAUUCACAGACCAUCUUUAGUCAGUCAGCACAAAAAUGAAAUUGGAGGCUUGAGUGGAGAACCUUUAAGGGAUACAUCCACAGAGAUGAUCAGGGAACUUAGUAGGCUGACAAAUGGCAUGCCCAUUAUUGGUGUGGGAGGUAUCACAUCUGGAAAAGAUGCUUAUGACAAAAUUAAAGCAGGUGCAAGUCUAAUUCAAAUUUAUUCUGCAUUAGUAUAUGAGGGUCCACCUAUAGUUCGAAAAAUUAAGGCGGAACUGGCAGACCUUUUAGAACAAGAUGGGCAUAAAAGUAUCAAUGAAGCAGUGGGGAAAAAUGCUAGACAGUGAAGCAUAUAUUUUUUUAAAGUAAAGAAUUAAUAUUUUUUUAUUAAUAAUCAAAUACAUUUUUCAAAUAUCACAGGUUGUACAAUUUCUACAGUACCUAAUUUGUAAGUCUCAGACAUGUCAAACAUAUGGA
This is a messenger RNA of Cylas formicarius (sweet potato weevil), 1508 nucleotides long. RefSeq names its product dihydroorotate dehydrogenase (quinone), mitochondrial (gene Dhod). Gene Ontology annotation, cellular component: cytoplasm; mitochondrial inner membrane. The record is from RefSeq and is a predicted model, not a curated record. Gene Ontology annotation, biological process: 'de novo' pyrimidine nucleobase biosynthetic process; pyrimidine ribonucleotide biosynthetic process. Lineage: Eukaryota; Metazoa; Arthropoda; Insecta; Coleoptera; Brentidae. Gene Ontology annotation, molecular function: dihydroorotate dehydrogenase activity. The transcript has 4 exons. Bases 179 to 1378 code for a protein of 399 amino acids.